AUGAACCCCCUUUGGAAGGUCUACAAGAGCAAGGUGCUGAAGACCCUCAAUCCGGACCUGACGGAGGGCCCUGUGGAGGAGCAGAUCAACGAAGCGGAGAGCGACCUGACGCCAGUCCAGGAGGAUGAGGGCCCCAGCGCCAUGUCCCAGUUAGCCAAAAGGAUGCAGGGCGCAGGAGCCAAGGGAUGGCGGAGCAUGUCGGCGCUCUUCAGCAAAGACGACGAACACCAGCUACUGGAGUCCGAAACCCAGUCGGCUGCUGACCACCCGCUGGCAGCCAAACCCGAGGAGCUGCGGCCCAGCAAGCGGAAUACAGGAUUCUGGGAUAGCUUUGCCACCAAGUGGCAGCAGACAUCUACAAUGAGACAAGCAGCAACGGAGGGGGGCGGCGAGAGCUUUGAGGAGGCGGGGAUCGAGGGCAGGGGGCAAAGUCAGGAGGGGGAUGAGACGGGAGGUGGGGACGAAGCUGGAGGGGGAAGCAGUGGGAACAGCUUCUCCAAGUACUCCACCCUGGGAGGGGGUGGGGAGGAAACCCCCUUUAAAUGGACAUUUGUCACUAGCAAGCUGGCUGAGCUGAAGAGCAGGAGCCUGGCCAAGAGCAACUAGCCAACCGCCUCGGGGCCGCGGCCAGCGAUGGGGGGGUGGCAGGAAGCUGGCCACCUCGGAACUGCCACCUGCCCCUCCGACCUGCAUCUACGGGUCACGGAUGUGACCUCCACCCUUCUCGGUUCCAGCUGAGACAUUAUUGCAACGUUGGAAAAAGUUGCAAAAAAAACGUGUGAGCUAGAAUUCCUCCAGCCUUCCUUAACGUAGACGACUGCGCUCGUGUUUCUCACUUUCUCCUGUUGCAGCAAACUUUAUUGUCAUUGACACAGGGUUGAUGUUACAGUGUGGACAUGUAAGAAGUUAGUAUCUUAAUGUACUGCAAUGAGAUCUUUGACCUUCCAGUAGACAAUGUAUAUGUCAUAAAGAGGGAUCUGUUAGAUGUAGGGCGAUAGCAACUGGAACAGAAGAUAUGUAACAGCCUCCAUCUGUGGCCUCCUGACAGCUGCAGACUGAGUAAAACUUGAAUUGUCAUAGGAGCUAUAACACAACUAUUGCAGUGAAACGCCGUCUGUUCGCAUCUACUGCCGCUCUC
Scleropages formosus (Asian bonytongue) is the source of this 1138-nucleotide messenger RNA. RefSeq lists its product as uncharacterized. The transcript is spliced from 4 exons. The coding region runs from base 1 to 606 and encodes 201 amino acids. The record is from RefSeq and is a predicted model, not a curated record. Gene Ontology annotation, biological process: spermatogenesis. Lineage: Eukaryota; Metazoa; Chordata; Actinopteri; Osteoglossiformes; Osteoglossidae.